CACAACGUGGACAUCUUUAUGUGAUGAAGGUGCACUUCUGAGCGUAAAGUCAGAACUUCCUUCCUGUCUUCGGCUCGGUUCAGUCGAUGCACAAGCUGCGGGGUUUGAGCGCUUUGGUGGUUUGGGGGAGAGGAUUAUCGUUUCCUGUUGUCUGCGCCAAACCAGAGCGCCUCUGCUUGUUUGUUUGAUGUCUGACUCGUAAAGGGCGAUGCCGAUCUCGUCCUCACCUGAAAGUUGCGCACGAAAUGGCAUCGCCGAAGGCUCUGCUGGAGUGGUGCCGCGCCACAUGCGCCCCUUACCCUGGUGUGGAGAUAAAGAACACGUCAAGCUCGUUCAGGGAUGGGCUGGCGUUCUGUGCCAUCAUCCACAAGCACCGACCCGACCUGAUAGAUUUCAGUUCUCUCUCCAGGGAAAAUGUUUACCAAAACAACAAGCUGGCUUUCGAGACUGCAGACGCCAAGCUGGGAAUCCCUCCUCUGCUGGACCCAAAGGACAUGGUUUCCCCCAACGUGCCUGAUUUUCUGAGUGUCAUCACCUACAUUUCUCACUACUACAACUUCUUCAGUGGAAGGUGUCAUGGUCCCUCCAGACCGCGGUCAUCACAUGUGUUAAACAUCACAAAGGUUCAGAAAACGCUGAAAAGCCAAAAGAGCCUGACUGAUCCAGAAACCAGCGCGGAAGACGGCUACGCCAACUCAAGGACCAGGGCCGUGUGUCAUUUAUGUUUUAAGCCAGUUCACCUCAUCCAGAGACAUCUGAUCGAUGGGAAGGUUUACCACCGCAGCUGUUUCAGGUGCACAGUGUGCCGCUGUGUCCUCCUACCGGGUUCUUACACUCAAGGAAGCGACACGACAUCCCUCAUCUGCUCUCAUCAUGCAGCAGACAGAAAAGCUGCUGGUGCUGACGGCAUCCAGCGUUUGAGAUGUGCUGAGAAUCAGCCUGAGCGCCCCAUGCAGACAGGUUUCUACUCUCUGAGUGGAUUGGCUAUCUGCAGCGUGCCCCGUUACACUCAGAGAGCAGGACUCGUUUCCAAAACACAGCAAACAGAGGAGACAGAGAGGCCAAGGGGGAACAACAGAGAAAGCGUCCCUGUUGAAGAUCCUCGUCCUCCGAAGCCCUGCGACUUGGAGCCGACUGUCAGGGCAGAAGACAGAAACAGGCCUGAAGUCGCUGCGGUAAACGGCAAGGGACAAAAGACAGCAUCGAAGACCUCUGAGCUCUCCUUAAGCUCCAAACAAGAGACGGGGGGAAGUGCAUAUCCUGUCCCAGCUCCCAGGAGAAGCGGGGACUCCUAUGUGGUUCCUGUUCCUGCACCCAGGUCCAGAACCGCUCAAACAAUGAGCGGUUCCCCCGCCGCAGAAGCCCCGAGUGAACCUUCACCUCAUCCUUCUCACAUCUCAAGCCCUAAAGUGAGAAGCAACCAUCCUUGGAUGACCAUCGUGCAUCCUGGACCCUGGACUCUGCUGCCUCCUGUUCCACCUCCAAUACCUCUACCUCGGUCCAAAUCCGUCUCUAAUCCACCGACACCAUGGAACAAACCCAGAUUUUCUCCUCCUAAUCCAUUCGACGAAAAGGAGGAGGCUGAUGAAGUUCUGCAGGAAGCUCCUGAACACGAGUCACCCAAUCAGACGAGGCCUUCUGAGCCUGCUGUUAUUCCGGAGAAGAGUGACAUCGCUCGUGUUGAUGUUGAUGAAGAAAAAACAGCCAGAGAGUCCGAACAGAAUACAGGUGAAAGACAGGAUGGACAGAGUCCCAGGGGACAUGUCAAAAAGGAAGAUGAUGGUGGAGAAGUGGACCCUGCUAUGGGAGGGACUCCUGACAGUAACUCAGGAGGAAGUGGCGGAGAACCUACGGAUGGUAGUCAGACUGGCUCAUCAGAUGCAACAGAAGCAGCGGCAGCAGAACCGAGGUUCUCCUCAGCACAGAGCUCCAUUUUACCCAGAAGUCUGUCGGUGCCAGCUAUCCCAUCGGAGCGCUCUGAAACCAGCUCUGUGCUUUCAGAGUUACACGAGGCCAGUCUAUCCGUCUCGUCGUCUGAAAAUAAGUCUACUUGCACAAAAAAUCAUUUCGCUCAACAACCGGAAAUGUCCAGGUCACAGACGGUCCAGAACCUGUCGUCCACUCGGGGGCCUGCUCCCGGACAUGGUUUCCCUCUCAUCAGGAGGCAGGUGCGGACAGACCAGGGCGCUUCCACAGAGGAUCUGCACGUGCAGAUGAGGGACUUGGAUGGACGUCUGGAAGUCCUGGAAAAACGAGGAGUGGAACUGGAGAGGAGUAUUCGAGACUCCAAGACGGGUAAAGAAGAACAGAUGCUGACGGAGUGGUUCACUCUUAUCCGCGAGCAACAUGCUCUGCUGUGCAAAAAUAAAGAGCUGUUCUAUCUAACGAAACAGCAAAUGUUAGAGGACAGACAAGCAGACGUGGAGUACGAUCUCAGAUGUCUUCUCAAUAAACCUGAGAAAGACUGGAGUGAGGAGGACCGAGGCCGAGAGGAGCGGCUGAUGGCUGAGCUGGUGACCAUCAUUGAACAGAGGAACCAGAUCAUUAGCAUCUUAGAUCAGGACAGAGAAAGAGAUGGAGACAUUGAAAGCACAAGGAACAAGGGCUUUCAGAAGGAGGGGCUGAAAGAGCUGAAGAAGUCUAAAGGAAAGCUCAAGGCUUCAAAAGUCUUUAAAAUGCUGAACCACAAAACGGAGAGCAGCAAGGAGCCGGUGGAGAAAAAGAGCUGAAACAGCGGCCCCCCAACAAUAAUAACCCAUGUUCCAAUGACGCUCAUCUCAAGUUCGAUAUAACAACAUGCAACAUCAGUAUGCUAAAUAUACCGAAUGUAUUCAAACUUUUAUUAGUAAAAGACCAAAUUUGUUCUUAGUCACUAACCCAUUUAAUCAGGAUUUUUUGCACCCAUUGAAGAACAUUGUUUUCUCAUUGUUUUGCACCUUGCUUUUUUUAAUUACUUAGUGUGUAGCAAUUAAAUCCAGUUGAAUCCAAAUGAUCCAAACAGAAUAUCUGUCCCACCUUUGAAUCCCGUUUAUAGAACUGAUGGUGUUAUUCCAUGUGUCUUUCUUCAGUCCUCAAACAUGAUCAGUACAGUAAUAUUUGGAUUCACUAAUGUUUUGACUUUGUUUGAUUGGCUUCAUAAAUGCUCUUUAUCUGCUGCUUCACAUUUCAUACCAGACUUUUUUGGGCCCAGUUCAAUGUUAUGAUCCAGUGUUUUCUCAUGUGUAUUCCUUCAUGGAAUAUAUACAAUGAUAAAUAUAAAUAAUUUUUUUACAUUGUUGGUGUUUGAUGGUGUGUUGAAAUAUAUCAUAAGAUUUGGAGAAAGAUUAAUGCUGAAAGCCCUCGUUAUAAUUAUAUCCUUUAUCUCUCAA
Molecule: messenger RNA, 3368 nt
Organism: Fundulus heteroclitus (mummichog)
Lineage: Eukaryota; Metazoa; Chordata; Actinopteri; Cyprinodontiformes; Fundulidae
Product: MICAL-like protein 1
Exons: 15
Coding region: 246-2729 (827 amino acids)
Molecular function (GO): protein binding
Source: RefSeq, a predicted model, not a curated record